AUGUUAUGUUGUGGAUUUUGCUGCGGCAAUAUGUCGAAACGUGAUUAUAAGGUGGCCACAACGGAUGGCAUUGAACUGGAGCCAUUGGGAGGCGAAAAAAUUGACAAGGAAAAGGAAAAGGAUAAGGAAAAGCAAACGAAUGGCGUGACUUUCGGUGGCGAAUCGAGUGGUCGACAGACGCGUCAAGGAGUCGCUGUAUGCUCCCAGCGGCGCGCGCUACUGGUUGCUGGUAUCGUUUUAGGCUCGCUGCUGCUCACCGCGUUAAUAAUAGCCUAUGCUGGACCACAAAAUGAGAACGACACACAACCCUUCAAUCCGAUUGCGACGAAUGGCGAGCCCUAUCCAUGGCUGGAAUUGGCACUGCCAACGAGUGCGCGUCCUCUGCGUUACAUGGUGACAAUACAUCCCAAUCUGACGACGUUGGAUGUCAAGGGUCAAGUGACAAUUGAUCUUUUCAUGGAGAAGGAGACGCAUUUCAUAGUGUUGCACAUACAGGACUUGAAUGUCACGGAUAGGGCUAUUGUGACGUCAGGCAAUAAAGGUUAUGCCAUUAAAAUUGUCAAAGUGUUGGAGUAUCCACCACGUCAGCAACUAUACAUCGAAGUGAAGGAGAAACUGAAGAAAAAAUUAAAUUACACGCUCAACUUGCGUUGGUAUUCGAAAUUAAGUCCGGAGCCGGAAGGUUUUUAUGUGGAUCAAUAUGAAAGUUCAAAUGGGCUCGAACGUUUACUAGCAGCUACAGUAUUUCGGCCGAAUAGCGCGCGUCGCGCUUUCCCUUGCUUUGAUGAGCCGCAAAUCCGCGCGCCCUUUCGAAUUUCCGUUUUUCGUGAUCGCUUCCACAUUGGUCUUUCCAAUUCGAUUGUGCACACCACAGAAGAUGUCGGCUUUUACAUGGGCACGGGCUUGUUACGUGACGACUUCAUUGAGACGCCACCACUUCCCGCCGAUGCAGUCGCUUGGGUGGUGAGCGACUUCCAGCGCGAAUCAUUGCAGCCUUCGCCAGCCUAUUUGCCCACCACACCCGCGCCGCCAGGUACUGGGUUGAAAAAGUCUACGCAGCUCAAUAAUUACACCCAGUUGAGGGAUAAGAAACCACCAGUGCGCAAUAUCACCGCGCUAACCCAUUCAUUGAACAUUAAUCUGAUGAAGAAUGCCACCACAACGACAAUUGCGCCCACUGCCGAAACGAAUGGCAAGAAUUUCACAUCGUUGAGCCAGUCGACGGGUUCGCUUAUCAAGCGCGCACCCUCCUACACCUUCUAUGCGCCACGUGAUCUACUGCCACGCUCAUCUUUUAUACUACACACAGCACGUGACGUAUUGGAGCAUCUUCAGACCUGGUUAGACAUAUUAUAUCCGCUGACGAAGGUCGACUUCGUGGCGUUGCCCUCUCUGGAUCGCAACAUUAUCUCCUCGUUGGGCUUGGUUACAUUGAAGACCGCUUUUCUAACAGAUCCUGACUCCAUUACAACAGAAGAAUAUCAGAAGAGCGCUUUGCAAGUGGCUGAGGCCAUGGUGCGACAAUUCUUUGGUGGUAUUACAUCAAGAAAGGUGCUGAAGGAUGUGUGGCUAUGGGAGGGACUCAUCAAGUAUUUGGGCAUACAUUCGCUUUCACCGCAAAAAACCAAUUGGCCGUUGAAGGAAAUGUAUUUGCUAAAGAUGGCUACUGCGGCCUUAGAUAUUGAUGCCAUACAGGGCUGGGACAGCAUUAUGAAUGGAACCAAGCAUGAUGGGAACAAUGAAGAGUUCUUCAUACAAAAGACCGCUGCCAUAUUUUCAAUGUUACACACCGCCAUUGGAGAAGACCGUUUUCGGGGUUGUCUCGGUGCUUUUCUAAAAAUAAAUCGUUUUAAAACUGCCGAACCCACUGAUCUUUGGACAAUUUGCACAAAGAAAGCGAAUGGUUCCAAGAAUAUCAAAGACAUGAUGACUUUAUGGACACAUCAACCGGGCUUCCCUCUACUAACUGUUACCAAACUGGGCAACAGUGUAUCCAUAUCACAAAGACCUUUCAAGCCGGCUGAAUUUCUUGCCAUACACGAUGAGACUUAUGACGGCAACAACUACAACAAAACAGUGGUGAAUGUCACCCAGGCGCCGAGCACAGUGGCGCCAGCGACAACGGGUAAAAAUAAGCAGCCCACGCAUAUGAAAUGGAUAUUCCCAAUCACUUACAUAACCGACAUUAAUAAUGUCAGUGAAACGUUAUGGCUGCAAAACAUUGAUGUCACCUUCAAUGUGCCGGAGAACGUAAAAUGGAUCAAGGUAAAUGCGCUGCAAUCAGGCUACUACCGCGUGCUGUAUAACGAUGAUAAUUGGGCCAACCUAAUUGAGGAGCUCUCAAACAGCCCCGACAAAUUUUCCAGUGAGGACCGCAUUGGUCUGCUGUCAGAUUCCUUUACACUGUGCCAUGCCAAUUUACUACCCUGUGAGAUCACCAUGAAUAUGAUACAAUAUUUACCCAGUGAAACGAAUUGGGGUCCAAUGGCAGUGGCGUUACGGCAUUUGGAAAAAUGGCGACGCAUACUGAAGUAUUCAGAAUGCUUCCUGAUGUUGUCUGAAUUUAUUAAAAUGAAAUUGGCCACCGUCAUUGAGAAAAUCGGUUGGAACGAUGACGGCGACGAGGCUAAGAGACUCAUGAGACCCGAAGUACUCUUAAGCUCAGUGCUCUGGGAAGACAUCGAUAGCAUAACAAAGGCGAAAAAUAUGCUCAACCAAUUUCUUUAUUACAACGGCACGGCGAUACCGCCUAAUCUGCGAGAGGUGGUCUAUACCGGCUCCAUACUCUCCGGCGAGUACAUUUACUGGCAACACUGCUGGGAACGUUUCGUCACACUGCAACGCACAUCGGAGAGUUUCGUCGAGCGCAUGCAAUUAUUGCGAGCACUGGGCCGCACCAAAGACGCUUGGCUGCAAAAUCGCUUGCUCUCGCAUGUAACUAUGCUGCCAACCGUCGAAGUAGUGCAGGUGCUGCAGGCCAUUGCCGGCACACCGACGGGCGGCGCAAUGGCGUGCCGCUUUCUACAAGCCAAAUGGUUCGAGUUGGAAAUGCGACUAGGCCAUGGAACGAUUAGUUUUGCUAAAGUGAUAUCAGCGAUAACACAAUACGGAGCGACGAAGUUCGAUUACGAUGAGCUUAAAUCGCUGGUGCAUCGCUUUGGACGCGGUCCCGGCAUGGAAGUGCUAAAUAUGACACUCAGUAGUGUGGCAUCCAAUGUGGAGUGGGUGGCGCGCUCUCAAACGUCGCUGUAUAAAUGGGUGGAGAGUAAUUUGCAUUCGCAUUGAUUCAGCAAAACAGCAACACGCAAUAACAACAAAAUAUUAAGAUUUUUGAUUUAAAAGAUUUUCGUUCAGUUAUAGAGUUUCUCAUCAAACAAGACUUCGUUCAAAAUCAUUGUAAUGGACAUGCGCAACUAACAAA
Molecule: messenger RNA, 3421 nt
Organism: Anastrepha obliqua
Lineage: Eukaryota; Metazoa; Arthropoda; Insecta; Diptera; Tephritidae
Product: endoplasmic reticulum aminopeptidase 2
Exons: 14
Coding region: 1-3285 (1094 amino acids)
Biological process (GO): proteolysis; peptide catabolic process
Cellular component (GO): cytoplasm
Molecular function (GO): metalloaminopeptidase activity; zinc ion binding; peptide binding
Source: RefSeq, a predicted model, not a curated record